AUGUUCCGCCUGGAGGCGUCGCAGGCGCAGGGCGGUCUGCUGCUGCCACCACCUCCACUCAGGCACACAGCAGCUGCGCCGCCGUCGCUGGCAGACGUAGAUUCAAGCAGCCUAUCGCCUCUGCCAGCAGCGCUUGAGCUGGCGCCUGAGCUAGAACCUGCACUAAAGCAUCGCAUCGCGAAUGGACAGUAG
Lindgomyces ingoldianus is the source of this 192-nucleotide messenger RNA. RefSeq lists its product as uncharacterized. Bases 1 to 192 code for a protein of 63 amino acids. The record is from RefSeq and is a predicted model, not a curated record. The transcript is spliced from 3 exons. Lineage: Eukaryota; Fungi; Ascomycota; Dothideomycetes; Pleosporales; Lindgomycetaceae.